This is a messenger RNA of Trichomonas vaginalis G3, 432 nucleotides long. RefSeq lists its product as uncharacterized. The record is from RefSeq and is a predicted model, not a curated record. NCBI's taxonomy places the organism in Eukaryota, Parabasalia, Trichomonadida, Trichomonadidae. The transcript has a single exon. Bases 1 to 432 code for a protein of 143 amino acids.
AUGAUUCCAGAUAAACUUGCUGGAGAAGAGUCUUCAUCAAUGGAUACUAGGACCUUUCAUGAAGAUGAUAAUGAUAAACUUGAUUUUCAUCAAAUCGAAAUCAAUGAGUAUAUACACUUCAUUGACCAAACAAAAUAUCUCAAGCCAUUUCCUUCCGAAAUGAUUACAAAAGUUCUUACUGCUGCAAUUAAUGAAAUCAAUAAUAUCAUUCUCGAAGAAAUCAUUACAAAAAUCAUUGAUACAAUCAAGGACAAAUUAUACUUUGCAUGCGAAUUACAAAUCCAAAGCUACAUUGAAUUAAAAUUUGGAUUCAAAAAGAAGAUUAAAUUACAAAAAUUAAAAGCUAACAUCGAAGAGAUAUUACCCGAUGUUAUGAUUGAAUUUUUAGAUGAAUUACAGAAAGUUCACAUAAAGUUUUCAAAUCAUAUCUAA